AUGCCUCCCAGAACGCCUCCCAAAAGGCAACGCACCGUCGCAGGGAGCUGCUGGCAAUGCAAAACUAGACGUGUCAAGUGCGAUUUAACAUCACCUGAAUGUCGAAGAUGUCUCGUUUCCGGAACCUCUUGCAGCUACGGGAAAUUACGCGUUCGAUGGAGCUCGAAGCCGGCCAAAGGGCUUCCACCGGGAUACCAGCUGGACGUUGCUGGUAGCCCCUUACUCCGAUCUCCGACGAGCCAGAACAGCUUGACAGAGAGCGAGCGAAAAGCACUCGAGUACUUCCAGUUCGCGGUGUGGCCUCUCUUCUCGACCUCGUUCGAUCCGUGCCCCCCUCCGAUCCGCCUCGCCCUCGAUUGCCAACCGGUGCUGCUGACCAUGUGCGAGCUCGCCGAAGCCCAUCGCGCCCAUAGGGAACAGUGGUCGAGACAAGGGACUGAGGUGAUUCCAUCGAAGAGGCUGAACUGCCUGACGGCUGUCCGCAAGCAGCUCGAAGGCAGCGCGAGCGAUACACAGGGGCUCUCGUGCGUGCUGCUGGCAGUAUUGCUUCUCUACUUUCUGGAUGGAUACAUCGAGUGCACCGCGCAGUCUGCCUCGACUGGCAGCCAUCGGGUGGGAGUGCGCGCUAUCGUCGAAAAUCUCGGCGGCUUUAGCGCAUUCUACGACCAAGGCCACCAAGAUGAUGUGCAUAUGUUGCUCUCUCAGUUUGCGUCUACAGAUCUGACUCGUGCCCUCCUCGACGACCGAGCUCCGUGCCUCCCCGCGGAUAUCUGGCUGCAUAUCGAGCAAGGCACUGUAUGGUGGGAGAAACAGCGAUAUGGGGAGACGACCCUGGCCUCGAUCUUCCACACCAUGGCCGAGAUGGGUUUCUAUCGGCAGUCGCUACGGGUUAAUUCCCUUGAAAUUUCGACAGAGCAGGUACGGCGGUUCGAGAGCGUACUACAACCCAGAUUUGUCACAUUCAGCACCUAUCAUCUUACGAAUGAGACUGCGCACUUGGUCAAGCAAGGUGGAGCCCUAGAAGCCAUGCAGCCUCUUGCCUUUGCUCGAGCUUUUCAACACAGCGCCCUCAUCUUUCUCUAUCGGGCCAUCUGUGGACUUCCUGCCCGGCACUUUCUCGUACAGCAACACGUCCAGUCAUGUCUUGAGUGUAUGGGGGGAAUCAAACGCACCUCUAAAACCCAUAACUGCAUCGUGUUUCCGCUAUAUGUCGCGGGAGCGCAUGUCUUUCACCCUGAGCAACAGGGAUUCAUCUUGCAGAAGAUGGACGAUAUCUACGAGACUUUACGCUUCGAUUCUCUACUUUCUAUACGUGCUGCUCUUGAGGAACUCUGGCUCUCACCGCAGCACGAGGGCUCCUGGGCACAGAUGUUUUCUCGCCUCGGGCAGGAUGUGCUCGUGUUAUAG
Messenger RNA from Aspergillus nidulans FGSC A4, 1407 nucleotides. RefSeq names its product Zn(II)2Cys6 transcription factor. The transcript has a single exon. Lineage: Eukaryota; Fungi; Ascomycota; Eurotiomycetes; Eurotiales; Aspergillaceae. Gene Ontology annotation, biological process: DNA-templated transcription; regulation of transcription by RNA polymerase II; regulation of DNA-templated transcription. Gene Ontology annotation, cellular component: nucleus. Bases 1 to 1407 code for a protein of 468 amino acids. The record is from RefSeq and is a predicted model, not a curated record. Gene Ontology annotation, molecular function: zinc ion binding; DNA-binding transcription factor activity, RNA polymerase II-specific; DNA binding.